GAGUGGAACAAAAAUGAUGACCGGCUGCUGCAGGCUGUGGAGAAUGGAGACACAGAGAAGGUGGCCUCACUGCUGGGCAAGAAAGGGGCCAGUGCCACCAAGCAGGAUAGCGAGGGCAAGACUGCGUUUCAUCUUGCUGCUGCAAAGGGACACGUGGAAUGCCUCAGGGUCAUGGUUACACAUGGUGUCGAUGUGACAGCCCAAGAUACUGCCGGACACAGCGCUUUGCACCUCGCAGCCAAGAACAGUCAUCAUGAAUGCGUCAGGAAGCUCCUUCAGUCUAAAUGCCCAGCUGAGAGUAUUGAUGGCUCUGGAAAAACAGCUUUACAUUAUGCAGCUGCACAGGGCUGCCUUCAGGCUGUGCAAAUUCUCUGUGAGCACAAAAGCCCCGCAAACACGAAGGAUUUGGAUGGGAAUAUACCACUGAUUCUCGCAGUACAAAAUGGCCACAGUGAGGUCUGCCGCUUCCUUCUGGAUCAUGGAGCAGAUGUCAAUUCCAGGGACAAAAAUGGAAGAACGGCUCUCAUGCUGGCCUGUGAAAUUGGCAGCUCUAACAUCAUGGAAGCCUUAAUUAAAAAGGGUGCAGAUUUAAACCUUGUAGAUUCUCUUGGACACAAUGCCUUAUAUUAUUCCAAACUCUCAGAAAAUGCAGGAAUUCAAAGCCUUCUAUUAUCAAAAAUCUCUCAGGAUGCUGAUUUAAAGACACCAGCAAAACCAAAGCAGCAUGAUCAAGUCUCUAAAAUAAGCUCAGAAAGAAGUGGAACUCCAAAAAAACGCAAAGCUCCACCACCUCCUAUCAGUCCUACCCAGUUGAGUGAUGUGUCUUCCCCAAGAUCAAUAACUUCAACACCACUUUCUGGAAAGGACUCAGUAUUUUUUACAGAACCACCCUUCAAGGCUGAGAUCAGUUCAAUCCGGGAAAAUAAAGACAGACUAAGUGACAGUACCACAGGUGCUGAUAGCUUAUUGGAUAUAAGUUCUGAAGCCGACCAACAAGAUCUUCUUGUCCUAUUACAAGCAAAAGUUGCUUCCCUUACAUUACACAAUAAGGAGCUACAAGAUAAGUUGCAGGCCAAAACACCCAAGGAGGCAGACACCGACCUGAGUCUUGACUCUUACCAUUCCACCCAAACUGACUUGGCGGCCCUAUCCCCAGGCAAACUGAGUGAAACCUCUCCUCCAGACUGCAAAUCAUCCCCAUCUAUUUUAAUACAAUCCUUGAGUAAAUCCACUACCAACAGUGAUGGAAGAAUUCAGCAACUACAAGAGAUUUUGCAGGACUUGGAGAAGAGACUGGAGAUCUGUGAAGCAGAGAAAAAACAACUACAGAUCGAACUCCAGUCCAGAGGAACAGAGCUGGUGGGCUUCAACAAUGCAGAGAUUUCUGAGAACAGCUCCGACCUCAGCCAGAAACUUAAAGAAACACAGAGCAAGUAUGAGGAGGCCAUGAAAGAGGUCCUUAGUGUGCAGAAGCAGAUGACACUGGGCCUUGUCUCACCAGAGGGCAUGGAUAGUUAUUCCCAUCUCCAUGAACUGAGGAUCACCGAGGAGGAAAUGGACGUGCUAAAGCAGGAUCUCCAGAAAGCAUUGGAAGAAAGUGCAAGAUAUAAAGAAAAAGUGAGGGAAUUAGAGGGGAAACUGGAAGAGAGGGAGAAAGUUGUGUUGAUCAAGCCACCUGCAGAAGAGUAUGAGGAGAUGAAAAGUUCGUAUUGUUCUGUAAUUGAGAAUAUGAAUAAAGAGAAAUCAUUUUUGUUUGGAAAAUACCAAGAGGCCCAAGAAGAGAUCAUGAAAUUAAAAGACACAUUGAAAAGUCAGAUGGCACAGGAAGCCAGUGAGGAAGCUGGGGACAUGAAAGAAGCCAUGAACAGGAUGAUUGAUGAACUCAAUAAACAGGUGAGUGAGCUGUCACAGUUGUACAAAGAAGCCCAGGCCGAGCUGGAGGACUAUAGGAAGAGGAAAUCUCUAGAAGACAUCACGGCCGACUAUAUCCAUAAAGCAGAGCACGAGAAGCUGCUGCAAGUGACCACCUUAUCCAGGGCUAAAGCAGAAGAGGCGCUGUCCGAAAUGAAGUCUCAGUAUUCAAGAGUAUUAAAUGAGUUGACCCAGCUCAAACAGCUAGUGGAUGCCCAAAAAGAGAACUCGGUUUCCAUCACAGAACAUCUGCAAGUGAUAACCACGCUGCGGACUACUGCGAAAGAGAUGGAGGAAAAAGUCAGCAGUCUUAAGGAGCACCUUGCAAACAAAGAGGUGGAAGUGGCCAAGCUGGAGAAACAGCUCUUAGAAGAGAAAGCGGCAAUGACUGAUGCGAUGGUCCCCAAGUCGUCCUAUGAAAAGCUCCGGUCAUCUCUAGAGAGUGAAGUGAGCGUGUUGGCAUCGAAACUAAAGGAUUCGGUCAAAGAGAAAGAGAAGGUUCAUUCAGAGGUUGCCCAGAUUAGAAGUGAAGUCUCGCAAAUAAAAAGGGAAAAGGAAAAUAUUCAGACGCUCUUGAAAUCCAAAGAGCAAGAAGUGAAUGGACUUCUGCACAAAUUCCAGCAGUCUCAGGAAGAACUUGCAGAGAUGAAGAGAUCAUCUGAGAGCUCUUCGAAACUGGAGGAGGAUAAAGACAAGAAGAUAAAUGAGAUGGCAAAGGAAGUCAGCAAAUUGAAGGAGGCCCUGAACAGCCUCUCGCAGCUCUCCUACUCCACGAGCUCCUCCAAGAGGCAAAGUCAGCAGCUGGAAUCCCUGCAGCAGCAGGUCAAGCAGCUCCAGAACCAGCUGGCCGAAUGCAAGAAACAACACCAGGAGGUGAUAUCAGUUUACAGAAUGCAUCUUCUUUAUGCUGUGCAGGGCCAAAUGGAUGAAGAUGUUCAGAAAGUACUGAAGCAGAUUCUUACCAUGUGUAAAAACCAGUCACAGAAGAAGUAAAGUGGAUUCCUAGAAAGGAC
Molecule: messenger RNA, 2924 nt
Organism: Orycteropus afer afer
Lineage: Eukaryota; Metazoa; Chordata; Mammalia; Tubulidentata; Orycteropodidae
Gene: RAI14
Product: retinoic acid induced 14
Molecular function (GO): actin binding
Source: RefSeq, a predicted model, not a curated record